Molecule: messenger RNA, 2423 nt
Organism: Talaromyces stipitatus ATCC 10500
Lineage: Eukaryota; Fungi; Ascomycota; Eurotiomycetes; Eurotiales; Trichocomaceae
Product: C6 finger domain protein, putative
Exons: 5
Coding region: 1-2178 (725 amino acids)
Biological process (GO): positive regulation of transcription by RNA polymerase II
Cellular component (GO): nucleus
Molecular function (GO): zinc ion binding; DNA-binding transcription factor activity, RNA polymerase II-specific; transcription cis-regulatory region binding
Source: RefSeq, a predicted model, not a curated record
AUGGCGCAACACUUCUUUCCCCAUGGCUCGCCCAACGUUAGCUUUCCGGACGCGCAUAUGCCUGAAUACAGCCAACCCGAUUCAUAUCCGGCGUUUCCACUUCUGCUCGGCUCUGGUCAUAUUCCAGACCGUCUACUCUAUUGGAACAACGAUCGCAACCCGCAGGCUGGAAUAGCUCCCAUUCCUCGUCCAACGUUUCCCGUGCUUCAACAACAACAACAGCAGCUUCAACACCAAGGUCAAUCACAACCACAGUUACCACCACAGCUUCAACAGCAGCAACCGAUCCCUACGGAACCACGAAAACAUAAGCGGACGCGGAGUGGAUGUCUCACGUGUCGCAGUCGUCGGGUCAAGUGCGAUGAGGGUCGCCCGGUAUGCGAGAAAUGUAAAAAGGGUAAUCGACCCUGUGAAUACCCUCAGCCCAACGCAAGAAUCGCCAGUCGUACCAAAUCUCGGAGACAGCUGUCACAUGAGAGUAUAUCGUCAGAUGAAGAGAAUGUGGACCAGGGCGGGAGUCUGGGUGUGAUUCCAGACGAGGAUGAGACUGCAGAGCUACCUCGUAGCUUGCCCAAGAUGUCUUCUGACUCGGUAUCGGCUCAAAAGAUGGGGGCGCACUCUCCGAGUAACAACAACUUUCGACCAAGAAAUUCCUCCGAAACGUCUUCUGCCAGCAAAACGAAAUCUUCAUCACCGGCCUCGGAUUGGGUGUCAUCCUCUCAAUCAUCGACUUCUUCAUCGGCCUUUCGACAGCACAGGAGUCGGUUUGUGCAACAACCAGCGCGCAAUCUGCCGGAUAUCUUCAAGCACAAAAGGCUCAAGGAUGAUGUUCAAUUCUUCCUGAACUAUCACCAAAAAAGGAUAAAUCACCACCACUAUUCCAUGAAUUAUACGACUGACCUGUUUUUCCGAGGUACACUAAUAGAUUUGGCUCUUGAGUAUGAGCCGUUGCUGUAUGCAGUGGUGGGCUUUGCUGCGUAUCACUAUACCCUGGAAAAUCCUCAGGGAAAACUGAACGACUUUUUGAAAUUUUACAAUCAAUCAAUCACAUUGCUACGGAAAUCUCUUGCAUCCGGGGAAAAGCAUAGCGAGGCUACAUUAGCUACUAUUCUCCAGCUGUCAACGUUUGAGGAAUCUAUUGGAGACUUCAUGAACCUUGUAGAUCAUCAUCAAGCGGCUGAUCAACUGGUCCACGAAUUACUUACUCCGCAGUCGAUCACAGAAACGAAGAAUCAUCGAUAUCUUUUUGUGUGGCAUUGUCGAUUCGACCUCGUAGCCUGCAUUCUCGCCUCGAAUGAGGCCAUUCUAGAACGUGAAUGGUACAUGUCAUUAGAGAAACAUGAUGCUGCUCUUGCGGCACAGAACCCGGACGAUCACAUUCUACAACUUUCAGCAAUCAUAUCACGAGUGCGAAUCUUAGCCCUAGAGUAUGCAUCCCUCUUUGCGAGACUAUCGCAUAAAGUCAUCAGCCUUGAACAGUUUCAUGAAGGGUACGAUAUUCUCAGCAGGGUCAUUGAAGAUAUUUAUCAAUCCUUAAGAGCGUACGACAACUGCGAAGAAAUCACCAUGCCCAGACCAGCGGUACCUUUGCAAGGGCCAGAAGAUAUCUUAGAUACGGAUAUGGUGUGUCGUUUCUACCGCGACUCGAAACAUUACCUGAACUUCCUCUGGCCGGAUUUGCUGUGCACAGAGCUCAUGUUCAAAUACCAGUCUCAUCUAAUCACAGGCCAACCUGACGGUGCGGAAUUACAGACUAUAGCGCUGCGUAUUUGUCACCAUGCCGAAGCUAUUGCGCGAUGGCCCGAGGUGGAGGUUGGCACGGAUAUCGCAGGACACAAUUGGCUGAUAUUAACGGCAAUGUUCCUACCACGAGAUAAUAAGCAUAUGCAGUGGAGUAGACGAAUGUUUGCUCGGAUAGAAUUGAGCGGAUACGUCUUCGCCCCUCGCGUGCGCCGCGCUUUAGCUGAAUUUUGGAAUGACCCUACCGUCGAAGAAUGGUGGGAUCCCACAGACGAGGAAGGAUGUCCAAAUAUCAUCAAAGAGAUACGCAAACUGACGGAAGAGAGAACGACAAGUCCGCGUGAUAAUCUGAGAGAGGAAAUUCGGGACUUGAAGACAUUGUUUGCGAAUAUGCAAUUGAGUCAGGGUGGUUCACCGGAUUCGGGACCUAGUACGUAGUACGCAGGACGCAGUGCUAUUAAACAAUUACAUAUGAUCAUGUGGACGAUGAUUAUGAGCAUGUUGAAAAGUAACGGAGGGGUUCUGGUCAUUUCGGGACUUAAGUAUUUGCAUGCUGUUUUUUGUGCAGAUGGGUGGCUACGUUUCGAUCAUUUGGGCAUGGUACUGGAACAUAGCGACAUUGAGCAUGAGAGACUCCUUUCGGGAUUUUGAUUUCGUAUCCUGAGUUUUUAUACCAGGCAUCU